ACGUUCAAUAUUUUUGUCAAUACACAGUAUUGACGAUAUUGCUGCAAUACGUCAAUCCUCUCGUCAAUAUUUUAGCCCUUUACACGUUCAAUAAUUUUGUCAAUACACAGUUGCAUUUUCAUGAUCAUAAAUCAGAAUCAGUUUUCUUUUCAAACCGAUUGCGUCGUGUCCCAAAAAUGGAUUGUCGUAAAAAAGCUUGUGCAGCUAUAAUUAUAGCUCUUGGAUCAGAGCGACGUACAGCUCGUAGAUACUGGAUGAAGGAAUGGUUGAAAAAACGAGAAAAUUUUUCGCAUGUGGUUUUACUAAAGGAAAUAAGCUUAAAAGAGAAAGAAGAUUAUAGAAAUUACUUCCGCAUGAACGAAGAAACGUUCAUGAAGCUGCUAAGUUUAGUCAGCCCAUUCAUCACAAAACAGGACACAUUCAUGCGACGCAGUUUGCCUGCCAACGAGAAGCUUGCACUAACGCUGAGAUAUUUAGCGACUGGGAGAAGUUUUGAAGACUUAAAAUUCUCUGCAAUUAUGUCUCCAGCGUCGAUAAGUGCAGCAAUUAUAAACACGUGUGAAGCAUUGAUAUACGUCCUUCAAGAUUAUAUCAAGUUUCCCCAAACACCUCAGCAAUGGGAGACGAUUUCCAACGAUUUUGGAACAUUGCACAGAUUUUGGAACUGUGUAGGGGCCAUCGACGGAAAGCAUGUCGCCAUUCGCAAACCAGAUGAUUCCGGUUCUCAGUACUAUAAUUAUAAGGGAUUCUAUAGCAUUGUGCUGAUGGCAGUAGCAAACGCUAAAAAAGAAUUUUUGAUGAUCGACGUUGGCAUGAAUGGUAAGAUAUCUGAUGGCGGCGUUCUUUUCUAUACGAAAUUCGGCGAACUCCUACGUGAAAAAAGUUUGAACCUACCGAAUCCCGCACCGUUACCUCUAACUAAUGAGGAAUUUCCAUUUGUGUUUGUGGGUGACGAAGCUUUUGCUUUGGAUUCGAACUUGAUGAAACCAUACUCUCAAAAAUCGUUGGAUUGUUAUCGUCAAGUAUACAAUGAGAGACUCUCAACUGCUCGUGUAACAAUCGAAAACGUGUUUGGAAUAAUUACAUCCAGAUUCGGAAUAUUCCAAAAGCCAAUUAAUUUGAAUCCUGAAAAGGCUGCGAAAGUGACCAUGGCGGCGUGUUAUCUGCACAACUAUUUGGCAAAAGAAAAUACAAACUCGUAUCUCUGCAGCACCUCGAAUGAUGAAUCCACUUGCAAACCCAAUCUCAUGAGUAUUAGAGGUACAAUGAGCAGAAAUGGAACUGCGACUGCAAAGAAUAUUCGUGAUAGAUUCUGCAAUUAUUUCAACAGCAAUGGAAAAAUAUAAAUCGAUGUUUC
Topomyia yanbarensis is the source of this 1357-nucleotide messenger RNA. RefSeq names its product putative nuclease HARBI1. The transcript is spliced from 2 exons. The coding region runs from base 177 to 1346 and encodes 389 amino acids. The record is from RefSeq and is a predicted model, not a curated record. Lineage: Eukaryota; Metazoa; Arthropoda; Insecta; Diptera; Culicidae.